This is a messenger RNA of Seminavis robusta, 2385 nucleotides long. The record is from the annotation of a GenBank genome assembly. NCBI's taxonomy places the organism in Eukaryota, Bacillariophyta, Bacillariophyceae, Naviculales, Naviculaceae.
CAAAGCUGCAUGUCUUGCUCCGUAUCCAAAGCUGAAGAAGUGAGGCAUUGCUUUAAUGCUGGUACUUUCUCUCCCUUCUACCCCAUUUAAUUUCGUCUUGGGUGGAUAGAAGCAGCCACAAAUUGGAAAAGUACGGAGUUUGUUUGCCGGUCGACGAUGACUAUCUCCAACACGCUGACCAACUAUGGCCUGUUGGCCUUUGAGUCGCUGGACUUUGAGUCUGCGUAUACGUGGGUUAUCUUGGGUCUUAUUGCCUUUUACGUCGCAAGGAAGCUUAUUGAGUCCAGUUUCAACAUGAUUGACCACAUCUGCAAUCGAACAUACAUCUACAACAUUUGCUGGGAAGAUCCCGCUGUGGACCACCAAAUUCUCAAUAUCGGAAAGGACGAUGUAAUCUUUCGCAUUUGCUCGGCCGGAGAUAUUGUCUUGGAUUAUGCCAUUCAGGGACCUUCCAAAAUUGUGGUCUGUGACAUGAACCAACAUCAGCUGUGGCUCUUUGAACUAAAAGUCUGCAUGCUCAGAGACCCCAAACUCACGUAUGACGAAUGGUGGGCCAUUUGGGGAUCCUCCGAUGUCGAUACCGCUCUUCGCGUAUGGAAACGCAUGCGACACACCAUGUCGGCUUCGGGUCGAAAAUGGUGGGACGGACGAAUUGAACGUGUUUUCCGCAAGGGAUUUGCUACCUCGGGAUCCACUGGGUUUGCCGCAAAGCUGCUCAUCCCUUUCCUCAUGUACCUCGUUGGUUUCGAUGUCAAAGCUUGGGCCGAAACUGGGUUCUCACAUGAAUAUAUUUCACGGAAUUCGCACAUGAUUGAACGAUCAGCCUGGUGGUUCCGAAGGAUUUUCCCUAGUAUUUUGGCGCCCUUUGCCGGUGUCCCUCCGAAUCAAAUUGGACCCGAAUUUUACACCACCGAAUUCUAUGAGGGAAUCCUGCGGGAGAUUUUUCUUGACCCUGAUUUUGGAAGCAACAACUACUUCUACCGCUUCUACUACGACCAGGGGUACAAAGAUCAGACUUGCUGCCCUAGGACUCUGAUGGAAAAACACUUUGAGGCGUUGAGAGCAAAUGCUGGUUGCUUCGAAUGGCACCAUGCCACUGUACAGGAAACCAUGGAACGGGUCAAGCCAAAAUCCUUCACCAAACUUGUUUUGUUGGAUCAUAUGGACUGGAUGCCAAACCACAUGGUGCAUGCGGAAUGGAUUGCUCUGCAACGUGCCACCAUUCCUGGAGCUCAAAUCCUGUGGCGUUCCGCUUUUACCACCAUGGACGACAAGCCCUUCUUUAACAAUGUCGACGCGACCGACUUGAGUCCCCAGUGGUACUCCAAGGACCGUGUCAAGAUGUACCCCGGAACAUUUAUGGCACACAUGCCAAAGGACGACUUCCCAUUCGUCGACCCCGAACCAUCACCCUGCCAACGAGCAUCCUUUGCUCGAAAGGUCCAAACAUCUACAAAGAUGAUUUUGCAUCCACUCACCGCUGGAAAGGUCAGUGCUCACGGAGACAAAAUGUCUCAAUUCUACGCUCAGCAGGCCAAGGGAUACGAUGCAGUCAGGGAAAAUAUGCUGGUCGGUAGGGCGGACAUGAUGUCCGCCUUUGGACCCAUCAAGGACGGCCACACCUGGUUGGAUGUUGGCGGUGGCACCGGUCGAAACAUCCAUUAUUUGCGGGCACAGCUCGAUCAUUUCGAUCGAAUCAUUAUCUUGGAUAUUUGCCCAGAGUUGCUGGCCAUUGGUGAAGAUCACGCUCGUCGUUCCUUCACACCCGCCCAAUGUGAGAAAAUUGAAUGGGUCUGCAUUGACAUCAAUUCCAAGGAUAUUCGUUCCAAACUUUCCAAGUAUCUGAAGAACGAUUUAGGCCGCGGCUUUGAUACUGUCACCUUCAGUUACUCCCUGAGUAUGAUUCCUCAAUGGGAAAAGGCCCUCGAGUCCGCCAAGGGUCUCAUGUCUGACCAGGGACGUGUCCUCAUUAGCGACUUUGACACCUACACCGAACAGGGCAAUGGGUUCAAAGACUUUUUGAUUCACACUUGGUAUAAACAGGACAGCGUCCGAAUUGAAGCGAAGACUCGCCAAGUCAUUCAAAAGACGUUCCCAGCCAACAACUUCAAGGUCACCUUUGCACGCUUCCAGCGCCCACUGGCAGGUGUCAACAUUCCUCAUUUCGUUGGAUGUUGCCGAAAGGAAACCAUCACGACUACACAGGGACUCCGCAGACCCUCGGUAACAAACCUCAAGGAUUUGACAGGCGAAGAGAAGAAGCAAGACUAAGCGAGCUUGUUUUGAAUGUCUUUGCAUUUUUAUGUUCCUGCCGAGUACUGCGGGUUUGUGGGUCGAUUUAAUAUUAAUAAAAUGAUAAUAGCAGCAAAUGAUUUCAUGGGCACC